AUGUCGAAAGUUGUUUGGACAAGUAGCGCUAGACCUCAUUCUGCUGGAUCAGACUUCAAUCAAGGAGGAGAUGGUGAGGGUAGGAAAAUUGGGCGAAAAUAUGUCGCAGAUCCUGUCACUGGAAUAGUAAUAUCUGAUUAUGAAACUUUCUCAUAUCAAUCUCAAUCGAAUAAAAACGAGAUAUGUGGAAAAUUAAAAUCUUCAAACCUUGUCAUACCUCUUGACAUCUCUUAA
Messenger RNA from Dracunculus medinensis (Guinea worm), 234 nucleotides. NCBI's taxonomy places the organism in Eukaryota, Metazoa, Nematoda, Chromadorea, Rhabditida, Dracunculidae. The record is from the annotation of a GenBank genome assembly.